Anastrepha ludens (Mexican fruit fly) is the source of this 1929-nucleotide messenger RNA. Its product is annotated as alpha-tocopherol transfer protein-like. The record is from RefSeq and is a predicted model, not a curated record. Gene Ontology annotation, molecular function: phosphatidylinositol bisphosphate binding. The transcript has 8 exons. Lineage: Eukaryota; Metazoa; Arthropoda; Insecta; Diptera; Tephritidae. Bases 552 to 1487 code for a protein of 311 amino acids. Gene Ontology annotation, cellular component: membrane.
ACUCCAUUUCGUAGUACAACACAUUUCAGCCGUAAAGUGAGUUUUUGCCAGCCAUCAAAUACCAGUUACUUGCGCACAACGGACGCGAAUACAACAAAUCAAUUGAUCGACGGCAGCGUACACUACGAGAUAUAUUUUAUGGAGGGUAUAAGCGAUUAGUGGGGAAUCAAACGAAAUACUUGUUAAGUCUAAGAAAGUGAGAUUAACAUUGCCGAUAGCAGCGAUUAAAAAAGUUUGACGGUUAAGAAAAAAUAAACACAGUUUGGUAGCCGGUGCGAGUAUAAAUUGGCACAAGACACGGCGUAUGCGCUGCGAACAUUUCAAUUCAUAAUUAAAUGUAGCCAGUGAUACAUUCUAAAAGAACGAUUGUUUCAUUAAAUUAACGUAGUACGUAGUUGGGUUGUUGGUUGAGUGCAAAGCGGAGAGCCGAAAAGUGGUAAAGUGCCAAGGCAAAGCAAACAUAGAAUUUUGUAAGCUUCGAAAAGGCGGAGACCACAAAUAAAUAGUUAUUUAAUUAUCGCAUUUACACACAAACAACAUCAAUUGGCAAUAUGGUGAAGGCCGACAGCAUACAAUACGAUGAUAACCAGGUGCCCUACAUCGAUUUGGGCACAGCUGUUCUUCGCAUGGAAAAAGAGGAGGCACCCGAGUGGGCGUUGGAGAUAGCGCGUCGGGAAUUGCGUGAGGUGCCAGAAAUAAUGGAACCGGCCAUUAAGAAAUUGCGUGAACUGAUACAGGAAGAAAAGCACUUGAACCUGCCGUUGGAUGAUGAAUAUAUGAAAAUGUUCCUGCGCCCAUGCCAUUAUUAUCCGGAAUCGGCGUUGAAGAGGCUCAAAAACUUCUACCACAUGAAGGCGAAAUACGGUGCUCCCUGUGAGAACAUUGUGCCCAGCAAACUUCGCAACGUUUUUGAGGAGGAUCUGCUGUCGCUCUUUCCCAACCGAGAUCAACAUGGACGUCGAAUACUUGCUCUGGAGGCUGGAAAAAAAUGGAAACCAUCACGCGCCCCUGUCAUUGAUCUCUUCCGCACCAUACAGCUAACAGUUUUGGGCUCCAUGGCUGAACCACUAUCGCAGAUUUGCGGUGCUCUAGUCAUUAUCGAUAUGGAGGACCUACCCAUGAGCCACGUGAUGCAGUUUACACCCUCUUUCGCUGCCAUGCUGCUGGACUAUGUGCAAGAAUGUAUUUGCAUGCGUCUGAAGGCGGUACAUAUAGUUAAUAAUUCGUAUAUUUUCAAUAUGCUAUUUGCUAUCUUCAAGCCAUUCAUACGCGAGAAGCUGCGGAAGCGGAUUUUCUUCCAUGGCAAGGAUUGGAAGUCGCUGACGUCGCAUAUCGAUAAGAACGCGCUGCCUGCGAAAUAUGGUGGCACGGGUACUUGGGAACAGCCUUCCGGCAAGUUGUUGGGCGACUUCUUCGAAUGUUACUCAGCUGAUUAUGAAUUGGCGGACUCUUACGGCUACACAGAAGACUAUAAAAUGAAGAAAUAGUGCAGAAUACCCGUGCACCUACUCUACAUCUACACACAUAUACAUACACACAUAUAUAUCUAAAAUUGAAUUCUAAAUGUUGUUGGUACUAGUUUUGCUCCUGUUGUUGUAAAUACAUAGCAAUUUUGUAUUUGUGUUUAAUUAUUUUUUAUAGUUAACUGAUGUGAUAUUGAAGAAUUCUUUAGUGAAACUAUGUACAACCAGAGAGGUAUUGUGAGUGUAUAUUUUAUGAAAAAAAAAAAUUCUAAUGCUUGCCAAUAUGCACCAUUUUACCUUCAAAAACAAAGGAAAAUAAAGAACAAAAAUAGAAACAAUAUAGUAAAUGUUCAGUACGAUUAAUGAAAUUUAUUAAUUUUUUAGAGUCUAGUUAAUAGGUUAAGACUUUUGGUGAUGUUUGUAAAAUAGAAAAAAUAAAUAAAAUAUAAAUAAAAUUAUUAAAGAG